UCAACUAUUCAGAUUCGGCUGUAACAAGAUGGGUUUCACGACAUCACUGGCAGUCUGUGUUAUUCUGUCGAUGUGUUUGGAUUUGAAAGUUGAAAGUUUGGAAGAGCGGCAUUCUCUGCACUAUGUGUACACGGCCCUGUCAAAGCCAGUCUCUGCACCUGGAAUCUACGAAUUUACUGCUAUGGGCCUACUGGACGACAAGAAGAUUGAUUACUAUAACAGCAGAGACAAGGUCAAGAUUCCUCAACAGGACUGGAUGAAAGAAAAGCUUCCAGCGGAAUACUGGAACCAAGGCACCCAGUCACGCAAAAGCAAAGAGCAGUGGUUCAAAGUCAAUGUAAACAUUCUGAUGGAACGCAUGGGACACGACAACUCAGGUGAGUCCCAACACAUCCUGAUAGCAUAG
This is a messenger RNA of Clupea harengus (Atlantic herring), 406 nucleotides long. Its product is annotated as major histocompatibility complex class I-related gene protein-like. The record is from RefSeq and is a predicted model, not a curated record. Lineage: Eukaryota; Metazoa; Chordata; Actinopteri; Clupeiformes; Clupeidae. The transcript is spliced from 2 exons. The coding region runs from base 29 to 406 and encodes 125 amino acids.